AUGCAAACAAAGCCAGUAAGCGACCGGGAGCCCCUUGAUCCACAUCCGAACGGCUACUUGUCGCUGGAGGCUGAGUUCCAACAGGCGGCGAAGAAGGUGGCAAACACUCCAACUGCUUCCGAUGAACCUGACGAAAUCCUCUAUUCGGGGCCGCGAGAGGAGCGGGGGGAGCCGCCAAGCUUCCUGAGCCGUGUAAAGAAGGUUGCAGGUCGUGUUGUGCCAUACGGUGGAAUUGUUUCGACUGUUUUCAACUUGGCUUCUGUGUGUGUUGGGGCGGGUAUUCUCGGCCUUCCGGCGGCCGCUAAUGGCAGCGGACUUAUCAUGGCUUUUAUAUACCUGAUAGUAAUCGCCUCCUUUGCCAUUUACUCUCUGCAUAUUCUUGGCAAGACAAUGGAGAAGACAGGAAUUCGCACCUUUGAAACCAUGGCUAAACAAUUAAUAGGGGAUCGCUUUGACUACUUUGUUGCUUUAAUUCGAUGGAUCAAUUCAUUUGGUGCCACCGUUGCGUACAUCAUAAGUGUGGGCGACAUUUUGGAGCCUAUUCUCAAGCACUCCUCCGGUGCACCAGAUUACCUCAGGACCACUUCAGGGCGCCGUGUUAUUACAAGUCUAGUUUGGUUUGUUAUCAUGCUUCCACUAGUGUUGCCAAAGCAGGUGAAUUCCCUACGCUACGUUUCAACAUUAGCUGUGGCCUUCGUGCUGUACUUUGUGAUUAUGCUUGUUAUUCACUCCUGCGAGGAUGGUUUGGAAAACAUUCACAAAGUGGAUGGAGUGACAAUUAAGCUUUUCAACACUGGCAAUGCAGCUAUCGAGGGUCUUGGAGUAUUUAUGUUUUCUUUUCUUUGCCAGAUUAAUUGCUACGAGGUCUAUUGGGAAAUGAAGCAGCGUUCUGCGAAGAGAUUUACUUUGUGCGCGGCUAUUGCGAUGAUACUUUGUUUUGUACUCUAUGUAUUAACCGUCUUCUUUGGAUACAUGGAGUUCGGAAGCGCGGUUCAGAGCUCCAUCCUGCUCAUGUACAACCCUGUGCGUGAGCCGAUGGUGAUGGUAGGCUACGUUGGGAUCCUUGUGAAAUUGUGUGCGGCCUACGCUUUGCAGACGAUGGCGUGCCGUAAUGCGGUUUAUCACUGCAUCAGCUGGGAGGUGGAAACCCUCCCCUACUGGAAACACUUCAUCGCCGUCAUUAUACUCUCGACGGCUGUUCUUCUUUGUGGACUGUUCAUUCCCAACAUCAACACCGUGUUUGGCCUUGUGGGUGCCAUCUGCGGGGGAUUCCUCUCCUUCAUCUUCCCCGCACUCUUCUACCUGUACUCAGGGAACUGGACACUGCGGUCAGUUGGGUUGUUUGACUACGUUGCCACGCAUGCGCUGUUGUUUUCUGGGGUUAUUGGUAUUGUGUUCGGUACCAUUGCGUCUGUCUAUAGUACCGCCACCACGUGA
This is a messenger RNA of Trypanosoma rangeli, 1437 nucleotides long. Its product is annotated as putative amino acid transporter, putative,amino acid permease. The record is from RefSeq and is a predicted model, not a curated record. NCBI's taxonomy places the organism in Eukaryota, Euglenozoa, Kinetoplastea, Trypanosomatida, Trypanosomatidae. Gene Ontology annotation, biological process: amino acid transmembrane transport. The transcript has a single exon. Gene Ontology annotation, molecular function: amino acid transmembrane transporter activity. Bases 1 to 1437 code for a protein of 478 amino acids.